ACAGAACACAGAAACACCCUUGCCCUCAGACGUUUUUGAUCCGCCCCUGGGGCGUAGCCUCUCAGUUUCCAGUGGUGACGACCUGACUCCAAUCAGCUGGGAGACCCUCAAGGUUUAGGCACACACGUACAGUGGUCUAGUCAUUACUCAGCAAAAACCUGGCUACAAAAACCACAACAAGACCGGUCGACCAGAAACAACGCUACCGGUCUUUCCACCGAGAGCUGCUCAAGAAGCUUUACAAGACAGGCCGCAGCUGCGUUGGAAGGAGUCCCUGAAGCGUGACGUCCUUCAAGUCUCGCCAUGUCACUCCUUCUGCACGUCGCGUCGGGAGCCAAGGCGUUUCUAGACACCCAGACCGUCCUGGUCCUGUUGGUGUCGUUCCUUGGAGUUUUGUGGUUUAUCAGGAGGGGGAGGAACUACCCGCCAGGGCACUGGAAAUGGCCAAUACUCGGCAACAUUCCUCAUAUUUACAAGGACCCUCACCUGGUGUACACGCGGUGGGCGCAGCAGUACGGCCCGGUCCUGCACGUGCGGCUCGGCCAGAGGGACGCCGUGGUGCUGAACGGGUACGACACCGUGCACAAGGCCUUCGUGGGGAAGGCGGAGGACUUCUCCGGCAGGCCAACAUUCAUCUACUUCAUUAACAAGGUUUCUGACGGCGGUAAAGGUGUGAUCUUCGCUCCGUACGGCCCGUUCUGGAAGGAACAGCGGAAAUUUACUCUCAUGAGCCUGCGCGACUUCGGCUUCGGCAAGCGGAGCAUAGAGGGGAAAAUCAUCGAGGAAUCCCAGGCGCUACAGUCAGAGAUCGCCAAGUUCGACGGCCAGCCGUUCAGUACACACCGACUACUGCAGAACGCCGUCGCCAACGUCAUCUGCAAUAUAGUGUUCGGCGACAGGUGGGAGUAUGACGACCCGCUGUUCCAGCGCAUGAUGGACGCCCUGGACUACAUGGUGUCCACCAACGUGUUCGCCGUGCCGCAGAACUUUAUUCCCUUCACCAGAUACAUCCCUGGCUGGGAGGGUCGGCUGAAGCCCUGGAUGAAGAAGUUCCUGUCCAUCAUGGGUUAUCUGCGGGAGGAACUGGACAAGCACAAGGCCAGCUUCGACCCCAACGACCUGAGAGACUUUAUCGACGCGUACCUGCUGGAGAUCCAGCGGCAGAAGGACGUGGAGGGGACCCGGUUCCAGGAGGAACAGCUGCUGCAGAUCAUGCGGGACAUGUUCUUCGCCGGAGCGGAGACGACCGCCACCACCAUCCGCUGGACCCUGUUCUACAUGGUGGUGUAUCCCGACGUGCAGCGCAAGGUGUACGAGGAGAUAGACGGCGUGCUGGGGAAGGGCCCGCCGUCCGUGUCCCACCGCAGCCAGCUGCCGUACACCGACGCCGUCCUGGCCGAGGUGCAGCGGAUUGCCACCGUGGUGCCUCUCGGCAUCCCCCGCGCCACCACCAACGAUACAACCCUCAACGGAUACAAUAUCCCCAAGGACUGGAUCCUGUUUGUGAACCUGUGGUCCGUGCAUCACGACCCCCAGCGCUGGCCGGAGCCCGAAAAGUUUGACCCCGGCAGGUUCUUGGACGACAGCGGCAAGUUCCAGAAACCGGAGGGGUUCAUUCCGUUCUCCACAGGCCACCGAGUGUGUUUGGGUGAGCAGUUGGCGAGGGUGGAGAUUUUCAUCUUCGUCAUCACACUGCUACAGCACUUCGAGCUCAAGCUGCCAGAGGGCGCUCCUGUGCCGUCCCGCAAGGGCAGGAUGGGCGUGACCCACGCGCCCCAGCCUCACGAUAUUGUGGCAAUUCCAAGAGAUUAGAUUUGAAGCCAUCGAUAGUUCAUAAAACGCAGGGGAAUACUUUUGUACCGAUAGUCCGAAAACGCAGGGAAACACUUUUGUACCGAUAGUCCAUAAAACAUGGGAAAUACCUUUGUAUACAUUAACUAUGUAACGUUAUAUAUUAACAUACUUACCGGUAACUAGUAUAAAAUAGAAUGAUUGCAUACUUUAACAACGACCAUCCCUAUUUUUGGAUUAUAUAUGACCAAGGAGGCUCUAUGAAUCAAGUGCAUGUGAAAUUAAUGAAGCACAAUAUGUUACAUAAGUGCUACAAUUAUUGCUCUACUGUGUCUCGAACAUGCCUCAUGAAAGUAAACACCUGUUUUCAAGUGACACUUUAAAACCACCGACAUCAAUGAAAGUGUGAAGUCUUUUGUGAACACCUGUUAUGAAGUGGAGGAACAACACUAAGGAAUCUAAUCUCAAAGCAG
Molecule: messenger RNA, 2264 nt
Organism: Branchiostoma belcheri (Belcher's lancelet)
Lineage: Eukaryota; Metazoa; Chordata; Leptocardii; Amphioxiformes; Branchiostomatidae
Product: cytochrome P450 2J2-like
Exons: 9
Coding region: 304-1812 (502 amino acids)
Biological process (GO): xenobiotic metabolic process
Cellular component (GO): cytoplasm; intracellular membrane-bounded organelle
Molecular function (GO): iron ion binding; oxidoreductase activity, acting on paired donors, with incorporation or reduction of molecular oxygen, reduced flavin or flavoprotein as one donor, and incorporation of one atom of oxygen; heme binding
Source: RefSeq, a predicted model, not a curated record